AUGGACGAGACCGGAUUUCGAACCGGAGAAGGCAAGGAUAAAUUGGUCAUCACUAGACGAAACGGAGCUCAUUAUUUUGGCAUUCCCGAGAAUAGGAAAUCCGCUGCUGCCACUGAGGCUAUCUCUGCAAGUGGGCACUUCGUUCUGGCCUUCUUAAUUCUGUCAGAGCAAAUGCACAUGGCUUCAUUGUAUGAGAUAUCGGAGCUAGAUGCUGACACAGCCAUCCAACCUACCCCUACGGGCUACUCGAAUAACGAAAGUAGUCUGGAGUGGCUUCAACUUUUUGACAAACAUUCAGCAGACCUCAAAAGUUCGAGGCGUCUCCUGAUUCUUGAUGGCCACGGCUCACACCACACGAGGCAGUUCACCGAGUAUUGCGAUGAACACGACAUCAUUCCCUUUGGCAUGCCUCCGAAUCUCACGCACGUACUCUAA
Messenger RNA from Metarhizium robertsii ARSEF 23, 435 nucleotides. RefSeq lists its product as uncharacterized. NCBI's taxonomy places the organism in Eukaryota, Fungi, Ascomycota, Sordariomycetes, Hypocreales, Clavicipitaceae. The transcript has a single exon. The coding region runs from base 1 to 435 and encodes 144 amino acids. The record is from RefSeq and is a predicted model, not a curated record. Gene Ontology annotation, molecular function: nucleic acid binding.